UACAUUGCUCCUUAACAUGAUUUACAGUUUGGACUUUUAUUUAUUUCGCGAUAUAUAUUAUAACAUAUAACAAGUACGUGUAUGGCUGUUCGGCAAUAUUUGUCCAAAGAGGGAAACUAGCUGACAGUCUAAACUGAGGGCAUCAAUAACUAAAGCUGAACUAAACCGGAAGCAAUUGUAUCCUGUCUCUCAUGAAGAGCAGCACAGCGGUCGUGUUGUGUCGUGUUGAUUCAAAGCUUCAGGGACACACAUCUCCUGUUUUAAACAUCCUUAAAGCCAUUGCCACCAUGGCACCUCUCCUCUUGAAGCACCUGGCUACUUCCCUGACUCGCCAAGUGGCCCAGAUGAGCCGGUUAAAUCUGACCUUCUCCUCACCAGCAGCUCGUGCUUACAGAUGUCUCUGCACCCUGGCGACAGCUCCUCGCACACUGCUCCUCUCAUCAGCCAGAUUCAGCUCGAUUCAGCCCCCCUCGUCCGGCUCCUCCGCUCAGUGUGGACCAUCUCUGUUGGGACAGUGUCAGCUUCUUCCCUGCGUCCAGCCCUCUGCGGGGAUGAAAACCAAGUCUGCCCUGAAGAAGCGAUGCAAAGACUGUUUCUUUGUCAGGCGGAGGGGGCAUUUGUUUGUGUUCUGCAAGACAAAUCCGAGACACAAGCAGAGGCAGGGCUAAAAUGUUGAACAAGAUUGCUUUGUGAUUGUGGAUAUUUGGAAGAACUGUGCUAUAAUAAAUUGUUUGGCUGAA
Larimichthys crocea (large yellow croaker) is the source of this 740-nucleotide messenger RNA. It is a transcript of the gene mrpl36, whose product is annotated as mitochondrial ribosomal protein L36. NCBI's taxonomy places the organism in Eukaryota, Metazoa, Chordata, Actinopteri, Sciaenidae. Gene Ontology annotation, molecular function: structural constituent of ribosome. The record is from RefSeq and is a predicted model, not a curated record. Gene Ontology annotation, cellular component: mitochondrial large ribosomal subunit; ribosome. The transcript has 2 exons. Bases 192 to 668 code for a protein of 158 amino acids. Gene Ontology annotation, biological process: translation.